GAUUCAUUCAUGGUUCACGCCUUAAUGUUUUGUUGUGGUCUUAAAGGUAAUUUGUACAAGUGGCAUUUCUGAUGCAUUUGAAAUGUUUACUCUGAUGACAUCACUGAAUAAUAGUUCUGUAUUAUGAUUUUGUAGAAACGAUCAAGUGCGGAAAGGUGUUUUAAAUCUUAUUUAUUUAACUAAGAAAUUAUCCAUUUAUGGAUAUAAAUUUUAAAAGCAGUAUCAUUAGACUAAUUGUGGAUCAUCUUUAAGUAUUAUUAUGGCUGAGCAACCCAUUAAUAAUGCUGCUCCAACUACAGCUAACAUCGUCAAAGAGGGAUGGUUAUUUAAAAGAGGUGAGCAUAUAAAGAAUUGGCGACCACGUUAUUUUGUCUUAUUUGAUGAUGGAUCUUUAAUGGGUUAUAAGAAUAAGCCAGAAUUAGGAACUGCCGAUCCGCUGAAUAACUUUACUGUGAAAGGAUGCCAGAUUAUGAGCGUUGAUAGACCAAAGCCGUAUACCUUCAUUAUUAGAGGACUUCAAUGGACAACUGUGAUUGAACGGACUUUUCAUGUCGAAACUGAAAGGGAGCGGGAAGAAUGGGUCGCUGCUAUCCAAAGAGUGUCUGAUAGGCUGUCUGAAUCAGAUGAUGUUGAAAUGCGAGUGGAAAAUCCUGGUGCUAAUGAGGGUGGUGGUGAAGGGUUUGUGUCAACGGUUGAAGAAUUAAGUGUAAAAUUCUCGGAACAAGGGACAUCAAACAGUAAGAGUUCAGGAAAGAAGAAAGUUACAUUAAAAAACUUUGAAUUUUUAAAAGUCCUUGGUAAAGGAACAUUUGGCAAAGUAAUUUUAUGUCGUGAAAAAGCUACUGGUCGAUUGUACGCAAUAAAGAUUUUGAAGAAAGAAGUUAUUAUUCAGAAGGAUGAAGUUACUCAUACUUUAACUGAAAAUAGGGUGCUUCGAACAACCAGUCAUCCAUUUCUAAUUUCUUUGAAGUACUCAUUCCAAACUGCCGAUCGUUUGUGUUUUGUCAUGGAAUAUGUUAAUGGAGGUGAGUUGUUCUUCCAUCUUUCUCGAGAGAGGGUAUUCAGUGAAGACCGAACAAGAUUUUAUGGAGCUGAAAUUAUUUCUGCCCUAGGAUAUCUUCACGAGGAGGGUAUCAUUUAUAGAGAUCUGAAACUUGAGAAUCUUCUGUUGGACAAGGAUGGGCACAUUAAAAUAGCAGAUUUUGGCUUGUGUAAAGAGGAUAUCACUUACGGCAGGACUACCAAGACAUUCUGCGGUACUCCUGAAUAUCUGGCUCCUGAGGUUUUGGAAGACAACAACUACGGACGUGCUGUGGAUUGGUGGGGCGUUGGAGUAGUCAUGUAUGAAAUGAUGUGUGGCCGUCUUCCUUUCUACAACAAAGAUCAUGAUGUUCUCUUUACUCUUAUUCUUAUGGAAGAAGUGAAAUUUCCCCGGUCAAUUUCUAGCGAAGCAAGAGAUCUCCUUGGAGGCCUCCUGGUUAAGGACCCUAAUCGAAGAUUAGGAGGUGGCCCAGAUGAUGCCAAGGACAUCAAGGCUCAUGUCUUUUUCUCAUCUAUUAAUUGGACUGAUUUGUAUCAAAAAAAGAUCCAACCUCCAUUCAAACCAUUAGUUACUUCAGACACUGAUACUAGCUACUUCGAUUCUGAAUUUACUGGAGAGUCUGUUGAACUGACUCCUCCUGAAAACGCUCAUCUAAAUAGCAUUGCUGAGGAAAAUGAUUCAACACAACCUUACUUCCCACAAUUCAGCUAUCAGUGUGUUGGAUCGACUCUGGGAAGUUCAACUGCAAAAAGCCUCAGUGCAAGCUCUCUUGUACAUAAUUAAAUACAUACACAUUUAUGUUCACACAUAUUUACAAGUGUAUAUAAGAAUCGUAUCGGGCCUCACUACAUCGAAUUAACUAAUGGAGAUAUACUGUUGGUCUCAUUUGUAAAUGUUAAUGUAUGCAGUGUACUGUGAAUUUUUUUUUUUUUUUUUCUAUUCAAAUAUCUCAUCUAAAAACAUUUCUAAACUAGAACAUAUUGAUAAAAAAAAAUAUUCGGAGCUGUAAGGAUAUUUAUUUUAAAAUAUUGUAGAUAGUUUAUUUCUUUUCCUUUCCUUUACUGUAUUUUAGGAAUUCAUUGUGAAGAAUUUUUUUGGUGUUGAAACUUGUCAUGCAUUUAUUUGUAUAGUGGUUGACAUUUUUGGGGGAUAGGAAUCAUUUGUAUGAAGUAUUGUUUAUUGUUGGCAAGUAUAAUUUAUGUUGUAUAAAGUGAUAAAUUCGACAGUGAAAGGUUACUUUUUCUAGUUAUACAUUUGACAAGUUAAUUUAAAAGUAAAAAAUAAAAUUUUUUAAAAAAGUUGUUAACAUUCUAAAAAAUAAUAAGAAAAAUAAAAAAAGCAUAACGAUUCUGACAACUUUCCCGUUGUAAAAAUUUGUUUAGAAAUUUUUGAAAAUUAUUGUAUUUUGUAUGUAUUUGUUUCUAAUUUUAAUAAAAAAUGUAAAUAUUAAAUCUGAAAGAAUUGAUGUUUUAAAUUGUUGUAAAUAUAUUUGCAUGACAUUUUUUUUUCUUUUGUUGAAAUUAAAUUAUUAUGAGUGAUUCAUUUAUUAUAAGAGGUUAAGAUUUGUCUGAAUUUUAAAUAUUUUGCAUUUGUUCAUUUAUGUACUCUAAAGCAUAAACGUUGUUGUAUUUAUUAAUGGUAUAUGUAUUAGACUUAGCAUAUCAGUAAUAUAGAGAAAUGGAUAGAGACUGUAAUGUCCGAAAAGUUAUAUAAUUUUAUUCCAUUGUCAAAAUAAAUAAAUUUUUAAAGAUCUAAAAAUUAUGGUUAGUAAUAAAGUUUAUAAUUAAUAUUUUGCCGAGGAAUUUAAAUUUAUUAAACAAAUAAUAGGUAAAUAUAAAUUUUUUAGAAAAAUAUAAAAUAAUAUGAAAAAAUAUCUAUUGAAAAAAAAAGAAGGAAAAGGUCCAAUUGGACGCACAACUUUGUGAUAAAUGUAAGAAUAAAAUAGUACUGGUGUGUGUUGAGUACAUUGCCAUUAAUCUGCAAGAAUAUAAUUGUAAGAAAAUAAAAUGGUGCUGCCAUAAUCUUAAAUUUACACAUUUGAAUAAUAAUUACAUUUAAAUACUAUAUUUUUUAUUAAGAUAUCCCAAAAUAUUACUUCUAAGUAAAUUCUUUUUUAAGUUAGGUACAAUUAGCCUUGAUUGUAUAAACAAGUGGAUUAUUCAGUCCAAGGAGACCUAUUCAUGUUUAAGUAGGUCUCAUUAUUUUGACACAUGCUUAAAUCAACAUUCGAUGUGUCUACUCAAUAUCAGAAUAUCUUUUAUAUUAUUAUACUGCUUGGGCAGUAAAUAAGAUUAUAUCGCUUGUUGAAGUUACUGGG
This is a messenger RNA of Nezara viridula (southern green stink bug), 3359 nucleotides long. The record is from the annotation of a GenBank genome assembly. NCBI's taxonomy places the organism in Eukaryota, Metazoa, Arthropoda, Insecta, Hemiptera, Pentatomidae.